AUGGAGCUUGAGACGGAGCGCGCCAUACAGCAACUACGAUGCGAGAGCAAACCGUUGGAAAAGUACAUUUACCUGCAGAACUUGCAGGAUAUCAAUGAGAAGUUGUACUACCGGAUACUUACCCAGAAUCUUGUCGAGCUCCUGCCGAUUGUGUACACGCCAACAGUCGGUUAA
Molecule: messenger RNA, 174 nt
Organism: Peronospora matthiolae
Lineage: Eukaryota; Oomycota; Peronosporomycetes; Peronosporales; Peronosporaceae
Source: the annotation of a GenBank genome assembly